This is a messenger RNA of Cylicocyclus nassatus, 2519 nucleotides long. The record is from the annotation of a GenBank genome assembly. NCBI's taxonomy places the organism in Eukaryota, Metazoa, Nematoda, Chromadorea, Rhabditida, Strongylidae.
GUUUCAGUUUCCCAAUAUAUCUGAGAUGAAAAGGAAGGUUGUUACUACGAAGGAGGACAGCCGCUCAGAAGUUGUAAAGGUACCUGCUAGCGAGUCACGUGCAGUUAGUUCCUCCAGUGAAAUUCAUGCUUUUGAUUCCUCCGAAAUGGCAUGCGCAAUAGCGAAGGUGCAAUAUCCUGGCCAAUUCCAAUCCACUUGUUCAGUAUUCUCCAAUUUUGGGCUCAAGUGCUCAUUUGCGAAGUUGCCGCCACUAGUGGCGGAUGCACUGGAGCGGUAUAAGCGUAUCCUUGUGCAUACCAACGAGGAAAGAAUCGUGCCGCUUGGUUCUGAUUUAGAAAUGUUGUCGGAAGUCGUCGCGAAAACAGAGGAUGAUGGCGAAUGCAAGUUCGAUGGAUCGAAAGAGCAUGCCGAAGAAGGCAGAAGGAGACAAAUUUUGCACAGAAUUCGCCGAAAACGGUUAUGGCCAAGCGUGUCAACCAGUAAAGAAGUUCCCUUGAAAUUAUGCAAAAGGGAGGACUUCUCAAGCAUUGCGAGUACCUCUAUUACGCAACAGCCAUACAGUGAACCAACCCACAUCAAUGCGAAUGUUUUCGCAGCUUAUUUUCAUGUUUACUACCCAGCAAAAAUAUUGAGUGCGGAUGGUUGCAACGGCUAUAAAGUGGAAUUUCUAGCCGACCAUAUCAUCAAAAAUGUGCCAUUAGAAGCGAUCGCUCCAUUGACCUGGGUAGCAGUAAAUCAGCAGUGUAUGGUCAAUGGCGAAGAAGCAACUAUCACAGCCACACCAGGAAAUUUUGAAAACGGUCUUUUCACAGUAACCUGUCUUCACCAAGAUGAGGGACCAACAACAAAAUUUGUUCGAUGGAAUUCGUUGUCCUUUCCUUUGCGUACAUGGCAUAAAGAGCGCUCUCAGCAAUUGGAAGCAAAGAUUGGCGUCGCUAGACGUAGCCCCGAUCAGGCAAGUAGAUUUGAUCAAAUUUGUGCGAAGCACAAGCGCUCGUGCAGACGAACUAAACCGCUAUUUCCCUCGUUGUCUCAUCAUCAGCACCGCCCACAGCCAAUUCCUAGACAGGGGAGAACGCGAAGAAAGAUCCGUCUUUUUAAGCGAUUCUCUGCGAGAUGGAGACAAGCUCCUCAUGUCGAUGUCUUCUCAGUCAAAGAUGCUACGUUAUUCUACCCUUUAUCGGCUACUUAUCGUGACCCUGAUCCCAUAGGCAGAACUUUUGUUAAUCUGGGAAACUGUAAGCCUCUAAUGGAAGUUUCGGCUAUCCUGAAAUCGUGCCCUGGUAUAAAGAAGUCCUUCAGCUAUUAUCUCGUAACCUUGGCGUCCUACAAGUGGCACUGCCAGUAUCGUGUUCACAGCGCUAGACUGAGCGACAAGUCCCUCAUCAAUCUACAACAAGAUCGCGAAAGAUUGGUGGAGCAGCUGAUAAAGACCAUGGAAAGUCGUGAUCCGCAAGGAUUCAAAGAAGAUUACCCGCAUUGUGCGCAGCGCUUAAACUUCAAGAAGGAAUGGCGGGUGAACUUGCGAAUUUUCGAGGCCAAAAUUAACCGGCUCUUGAAAGCGUUCCACAUUGCUCCCAUUUUUAUAGAAAGCUGGACAAGAAAUCAACCAAUGCCCCUUACUUUUGACUACCUGCCGCGAUGUACUCUGUCAUUUCUUACAAGUCGCGAAAUGCAGAGGGACUGCGCCAAGCUUCGCUGGAAGUUUCCGAUGAGUGGCGGUGGUUGUCGCUGUCCCCAGAACCAAUGUGAAAUUGGAAAGUGCCCUUGUCUGGAAUUCAAGCAGAGAGGAUCUAUUAUGAUGUGUGGACAAGCUUGUGGUUGCAACGACUCUUGUCCGUCGGCGUAUUUGAAGGCUGAAAGGCAAAUCCCUCUUGUUCUUUUCCAUACGCGAUUUAAAGGAUGGGGAGUAUUUGCUCCAGUGGAAAUUCCAGCUGGCACUUUUCUUGGCCUAUACGCCGGUCAUAUCGUCGACUUGGAAAGCGAAAUAAUUCGAGACAACACCUACGUUUUCGACAUGAAUCCUCAAGUUGGUCACAUCCACAGAUAUUCGAUAGAUGGGACCUGGAGCGGUAACAUAUCAAGGUUUUUCAAUCACUCUUGCAUGAAUCCUACAUUAGUAGCCAAAGUGCUCUAUACUCGUGGAAAUUUGGUCAUGCACGACCUUGCUUUCUUCACUACUAGGGUCGUUCACAUAGGUGAAGAACUAACUUUCUGCUACUCGCAGGAGGUAAUGCAGCAGCGCGGAGGAGGAAUCCAAUGCAGGUGCAGGAACGGAUGCAAGUCGAAAAUAUGACUGUGCUGAAUAACGGGUUUUACUACAAGGAAAUGUUGUACAACGUAGUGGAGGAAGUUGUGAAGAAGUUAUGUCGCAGAUAAAGAAGAUUGCAACAUGCUUUUCAUUUACUUUCCCUUUUACCGUGGUUUAACUUCCAAUGUUGAAGCUGGCUCUGAAAAACACUGUCAAUUUUAUCUUACUGUUUUUUUUUUGUAUUAGACCACUGUCUUACUCUACAUAC